AGGAGCCGGUCAGAGGGAGGUAGAGAGAGAAAGAGGCUGUCUUCUCGUAGCUUCCGGCUUCAGAAACAAAAAGCUUUUCCUCACAGAGAGCUGUCGAGCAACGCAUCACAACAGACAUCUUCAACCGUAAAAGACCCUCCGCAGUCCGGGGAGGCAGCGGGCAGAGCUGGCCGCCGAACUCUUCGGAAACGGGUGGAAGUUUGUCCGAGUAGCGGCCAGAUGCUAGUCGAAGAAAAAGGCUCAUGUUCAACUUGAGCGGAGGUGGAUUUUCUCUUUUUAUCUCUCUUUAUUUGAGUGGGAGGGAAGAAGAUAAGGUGAAGAAGAAGAAGAAGCAGCAAACUUGCGUCAAACGGAGUUCGCUCGCGACACAAACCGCCCGAGAAAACACGAAGAUGGUGCAGCACGACCGUUGGUAGGCUCGCGUGCACCGGCCGCAGAGAGACGUCCUCUCCAGGGACUGAGCUGUCGGUACCAGCCGGGAAAAACAAAAAAGGUUCGGGAGCAGUGGCUACAAACUUUGUUGCAUGGUGGAGCUGCUCAGGAGGGAACACUGAGAGCUGUUUGACAGAACCCCCCCGCAGCUUCAGGGGACAUUGUCAGAUGUGUACCCAGCACCUAAAACCCCUGGCCUGGCCGUGGGGAUGGCAGCCUCUGCCUUAAACCUGAACGGCCUUGGAGUCAUGAACAGCAGUAAUCAGUUUCACCCCCAGCCUGGUUCUUCCAGCACCACCUCCCGAGCCAAAGCCAGUUCAGUCGGACGACCUGUGCUGCCGGUUCCAGAUCGAAGCACCUACUGUCCGUUACUCGGAGGAAGUCUUUACAGUCCAACAAGCCCCAAGACAAGCCCCCAAACUCUGGGCCAAGCCUUCGUCUUCCCCACUCCAACGUUGUUCCCGCCCAGCUCUCCAACCCGUCCUCGCUCCCCAUCCCCACGAAGCCCGGAGCACCUUGGAGUAUACGUGGGCCAGCGCAUCCGACGCCUGAGUGGUGGAGAGAGAGGGGAAGGAGACGGGCAGGAGGAGACGGGAGAAGAGACGAGAGGAGGAGAGAGGCGAGAGGAGAGGAGGCGGCAGGCGCAGAUGCUGCAGAUCCACAGAGAGCUGCAAAACGUUGAGGUCAGAGGAAAAGUGGGUUAUUAUGAGGCCCACAUCUCUGGGAGUCGGACUCAAGUACCUAAUAGUGAGUUCCAGCGAAGCCCUCGGCCUGCUCGACGAGUGACUAGCCAAAGUCCUUCCCAUCCCAACCAAGGAAACACGGCUUUUGAAUACCCAAUGAUUCAGCCACAAGGAACAAAACUUCCUGCUGUUGUCCAAAAUGGCCGAGAAGUGGAAGAAAGAAUGACCGAAAGAAAAAAGGAAGAAGAAGAGAGGGAUGUAGGUCAAAAGAAUGGCAGUGCCACUAAAACAAAUAAAGAAAACAUUUAUCAAAAUGACUGCCACUCAGAAACAACUGCACCAACUCUCUUUGUUGAUGGGCUGCUGGUUCAAGGUUCAUCUGAGGCAUCAGAAAACGGUGCAACAACGGCUGAUAAAGGGGAUGAACUCAGACAAAAGGAGGGAGGAAAUGAUAAAAAGAGGGUAGAUGAAAGCGAACGGACAGAGAGAGAACCAAUAGAUGGGAAAGAGGACUGUUGCUGUCCUAAAGUUCUGCUUCAGACGGAUGGGAACGGGUCAGACGAUUUACAUCAAGCACAAGACAAUAAGAACUCUCUGUGUUUGCAAGAUCCAGGUGAUCAGACCUGCAGCUCUUCUGCCCUGCCUCCCUCCAUCCCUGCAGUCAUAGUUACUGACCACGGUUUGGAGAGCACACCUCAUACUACUGAAAGCUCUGGGUCAGAACAGGGACGGUCCUGCUCCACCAGCCGCAGCUCCAGCCCUAUUCCAAACUCCACCACUCGGUCUCUAAGGAAGCUGUCUUCCUCCUCCACCUCCUCAGCCGGUUUCUCCUCUUCUUGGGAAGAGUCAGAGGAGGACAUCUCCAGUGAUACGGAGAAGGGAGAGAAUCUUCUCAACCCAGAACACCUGAGUUCUCAACAGAAAGCGCACAAGUCAUGGAAGAAGAUAAAAACCAUGGUCCAGUGGUCCCACUGCAUCAUGUCCUUCAAGAAAAAAUAUCCCUGGAUUCAGUUGGCGGGACAUGCAGGGAGUUUCAAGGCGGGAGCAAACGGCCGUAUAUUAAAAAAACACUGUGAAUGCGAGCAGCGCUGCUUGUCCCUGCUGAUGAACGAUGUGCUUCGUCCGUACGUUCCUGGUUACCAUGGAGACAUAGAGAAGGAUGGCCAGAAAUACAACCAGAUGGAGGAUCUGCUGGCUGAGUUUGACUCCCCGUGUGUGAUGGACUGUAAGAUGGGAGUAAGGACCUACCUAGAGGAAGAGCUGACCAAGGCUCGGAAGAAGCCUUCUCCGAGACCUGACAUGUUCCAGAAAAUGGUCGAGGUCGACCCGGAAGCACCUACGACAGAGGAGAACGACAAGAAGGCAGUGACCAAACCCAGAUACAUGCAGUGGAGAGAGACCAUAAGCUCAACAGCUACUCUGGGCUUUAGGAUAGAAGGAGUCAAGAAAGAAGACGGGACGGUGAACAGAGAUUUUAAGAAAACAAAGACAAGAGACCAAGUCGUCGCAGCGUUCAGCGACUUUGUUAAAGGAAACAAAGACAUACUGAACCAGUAUCUAACAAGGCUAAAAGAAAUCCGAGUCACUCUGGAGACCUCCGCCUUCUUCAAAACCCACGAGGUGAUCGGCAGCUCCCUCUUGUUUGUCCAUGACAGUAAAGGCCAAGCCAAAGUCUGGAUGAUCGACUUUGGGAAAACCACGCCUCUUCCUGAUGGAGAGGAACUAACCCACCGAGCAUCAUGGGUAGAGGGGAACAGAGAGGACGGCUACCUGUUUGGACUGGACAGUUUGGUGGACAUCAUUUCCUCCAUGGUGAACUCUGACACAUGAAGGCUGAGGGUUUCUCUCCCUCUAUAUAUAUUUUUUAAAUCAAGUGAACUUCUGGACCCGCAGGCACCUCCACUGAUUCUUCCGUCCUCUCAGGAACUCCUCAGGCUUCCUGAAGGACCCCUUCACUGACACUUAGGUGGAACAACAUCCUCCUGGCCCCUCAGUUCCUACAAGUAAACUAACAGCACAAACAAUGGCUCAGUCCGUCUUAAAUUUGUUAAACCUGAGUGUUCAUGCUUUGAAAAUAUGUCAGAAGUCAAUAGUUAAAACCCCUCCAGACCAAAUUUGACUUAAAUUAUUUUUUUAUUUAAAGCAAACAGCACCUAAUCCAAAUGAUAGACAUUUAUAUGUUGAUUACAUUUAUUUUUAUUGUUAAUAAAUGCUAUGAGAAGGCCAAAACCAGGCAGGUGUUACUGGCUCAAACCUCUGUAAUAUAAUUAAUAUGGACUGUUUUUACAUAUGCU
Messenger RNA from Nematolebias whitei (Rio pearlfish), 3409 nucleotides. It is a transcript of the gene itpkb, whose product is annotated as inositol-trisphosphate 3-kinase B. Lineage: Eukaryota; Metazoa; Chordata; Actinopteri; Cyprinodontiformes; Rivulidae. Gene Ontology annotation, molecular function: inositol-1,4,5-trisphosphate 3-kinase activity; inositol tetrakisphosphate kinase activity. Gene Ontology annotation, biological process: inositol phosphate biosynthetic process. Bases 642 to 2945 code for a protein of 767 amino acids. The transcript is spliced from 12 exons. The record is from RefSeq and is a predicted model, not a curated record. Gene Ontology annotation, cellular component: cytoplasm; nucleus.